Ixodes scapularis (black-legged tick) is the source of this 1173-nucleotide messenger RNA. RefSeq lists its product as uncharacterized. The record is from RefSeq and is a predicted model, not a curated record. The transcript has a single exon. NCBI's taxonomy places the organism in Eukaryota, Metazoa, Arthropoda, Arachnida, Ixodida, Ixodidae. The annotation marks the transcript as partial.
AUGGCAGACCAACACGCUGGACCGUCGUCAGUGACGACACCGAAAAAGAAACGAAAAGUCCGAGGGGAACUGGCAAAGGAUGAAGCCGAACCUUCGAGGAAGCAGCGCUUCCGCGAGGCAUGGUUGGAGCAUCCGGAGUUCAAGGGAUGGCUAGCACCGGACCCAAGAAACCCAUUUCGUGCAUCAUGUAAGGCCUGCAACGCAAGCCUGGUCGCCGGACACAGUGAGUUGACCAAACAUUCAAAAAGAGAUGCCCAUAUAAAGGCAACCGCGGGGCUGAGAAAGCAGAACUUGAUCUCAGCAUUCGUACAGAAGUCAAACCCGCACGAACAGAAUGUAAAGACUGCUGAGAUCAAAAUGUCGGCUUUUGUGGCUGAGCACGCCUUAUCCUUCAAGGCAAUGGAUCAUCUGGGCGAUCUCGCUAAGGUGGUCUUUCAUGACUCGGCCAUUGCCAAAGGUGUGAGUCUUCACAGAACGAAGUGUGAAUCUAUCGUAAAAAACGUGUUGGCAAAAGCGGAGACUGAAGUUCUCGCGCACAGGCUGGGAGCUUCGAAGUUUUCGAUAUUUGUAGAUGAGGGCACGGACAUAACGAACACCAAACUCCUCUGCUGUGUCGUCCGCUAUUUUUCAGAAGAGCAAGACCAAGUAAUCACACAGCUGUUGGAAGUCAUCCCACUUGACGCCAGGUCGUGCUCAUCAGAGUCGCUUGCCUCAGCUGUGGAGAAAUGCCUGUCUGAGAAGAAAGUCCCGCUAACCAACAUAAUCGCGCUCGCAUGCGACAACGCUAGUGUGAUGGUGGGGGAGCGCAACUCCCUGAUGACAAGGCUGCGAGAAAAGGCGGAUGACAGUUUUAUAACCAUCCGCUGCAUCUGUCACUCGCUGCAUAUAGCAGCAAGCAAGGCAGCUCUAAAGCUUCCCAGGAAUGUUGAGGACCUCUUGAGAAACGUCGCCAACUACUUCAGCCAUAGCUGUAAGCGUCAGGCUCAGUUCGCUGAACUCCAAGAGUACCUCCACAAAGAGAAGAACAAGAUACUGAGACCAAGUGAGACGCGAUGGCUUGUGCUGCACCAGUGUGUAGAGCGCGUGCUCCAGGAAUGGGAGACCUUAAAAUUGCUCUUCUUACAGGCAGCUACAGAGGACCGCAUUGUGGCCGCUGUGCUGAUCUUGAAGGAC